Molecule: messenger RNA, 947 nt
Organism: Electrophorus electricus (electric eel)
Lineage: Eukaryota; Metazoa; Chordata; Actinopteri; Gymnotiformes; Gymnotidae
Gene: cd151
Product: CD151 molecule
Biological process (GO): cell migration
Cellular component (GO): plasma membrane
Source: RefSeq, a predicted model, not a curated record
ACAGUUGCCCCCUACGUCCUGUCUGUGCCCACUCGGAGCGCACCCAUAGAAGACGGCCGUAGGGAAAGGACUACUUUUGUGGGAAAAGCGUCGCAGCAGUGGGGAGCGAAAACAUUUUCUAUCUUAAAAUCUGUUGUAACAGCAGGAUGGUGGCAGACGAGGAAAGGACAACCAGUUGUGGGACAGUCUGUCUCAAAUACCUGCUUUUCAUCUUUAACCUGCUUUUCUGGUUGUCUGGGGGUGCAGUGAUAGCUGUGGGAUUGUGGACUCUGGUGGAUAAGAGUGAGUACAUUAGCCUGCUCUCCUCCAGUACAUACUCGUUUGCUGCUUACAUCCUGAUUGCAGCAGGAGCCGUCGUGGUUCUUACUGGAGUCCUAGGCUGCUGCGCUGCCAUUAAGGAGAGCAGAGCACUUCUGAUAGUGUUCUUUGUUCUGCUGCUAUUAAUAUUCCUGCUGGAGAUCACUGCUGGAGUUUUGGCCUAUGUGUAUUAUCAAGAGUGUUUCCCUUUCUGCUACAAGCUGGAUGAGGAGCUGAGAGCUGAUCUUAAAGAGACCAUGGUACAGAAGUACCAGAGGCCUGGUCACGAGCACAUCACCAGAGCCGUGGACAAACUCCAGCAGGAUCUGAAGUGCUGUGGAAGCAACAGCUCAGCAGACUGGCUGCAGGGAACCUGGGCUGACGAGUUGGCCUACGGCCGGCUGGUGCCUGACAGCUGCUGCAAGACCCCUACUGAUCGCUGCGGAGUGAGAGACCACCCAUCCAACAUCUACAAAGUAGAGGGUGGCUGCAUCUCUAAAUUAGAGGAAUUUAUCCUGCAGCACUUGCAGAUAUUAGGUGCAGUGGGCAUCGGAAUUGCAUGCCUUCAGAUUUUGGGAAUGAUCUUCACCUGCUGUCUACAUGGACGUUUAAGGGAGGAACCUUACUGACCCAUGUGUGCUGCACUCGAA